UUUCUGGACCUGCUUUCUUGCUGGCUUUCUUGCAACUCAUCUUGGCAAAGUAAACUAACCUCACCCUACCCUCACAAUGCCGCCCACCGAAACCGAAACCGAGGCCGCACCAGCGGCAUCCAGCGCCCCACCGCACGAAUACCCACCCCACCACCGCUUAAAAGAUCUCGCCUACUUCAAAAACCAUCUCACCCUCAUGCCCGCCCACUACACCUCUGUCGAUAUCAGCAGAAUGACGUUCGCAUUCUUCGCCCUCUCCGCGCUGGAUCUCAUGUCCGAGAUAGGGAAUUUGGAUGGAGGGGUGAAGCAGGGAUGGGUGGAGUGGAUUUACGCGCAGCAGAUUUGUGAUGAUGGGGGAGGCACGUUGGCACGCUGCGGCUUCCGCGGGUCGCCCAUCGCAGGGGCAUCGUUUGGGACGAACAGCUCGAUACAUGCUCAUGGUGCAGCGCAUAUCACAAUGACCUACACCGCGCUUGCUUGUUUGUUGAUAUUGGGCGAUGAUUUGGGGAGGGUGGAUGUGAAUGGUAUCGUCGGGGCGCUGGCGUUGUUACAAGUUGAUAGCGGCAGUUUCAAACCAACCCACGACUCCGACCCAAUUGAAUCCGAUAUGCGGUUCCUCUUCUGCGCCUGCGUCAUCUCCUUCCUCCUCAACGACUGGCGAGGGGUUGACAAAGAGAAAGCUAUAUCAUACAUCCUCGCCUCCCAGGGACACGAUGGGGCGUUCGGCCAAGGGCCCGGGUUGGAAGCGCAUGGCGGUAGUACCUACUGCGCCCUCGCAUCCCUCUCCCUCCUCUCCUCCCUGGACCGUCUCCCGAACCGCGUAGCCUUAACCCACUGGCUCGUCCUCCGACAACAGGAGGAGGGGGGGUUCAAUGGGCGCCCGGGGAAGGAUGCGGAUACGUGUUAUGCGUUUUGGGUUGGGGGGUCAUUGGAGAUUCUGGGCGCGUAUGAUCUGAUCGACACGGAAGCACUGCACACGUUCCUGGACUCGACACGGAGCAAGUAUGGUGGGUUUGGGAAAGCUGUUGAGAGUUAUCCCGACCUGAUGCACGCAAACAUGGGCAUAGCAGGCCUAAGCAUCAUGCGCGUCCCCGGUCUGCAACGGAUCCACGUCCCGACGGCGAUGACAGCGCGGACGGUCGGGAGGUUGGAGGGGUGUGUCCCUUGGAGGAAAGGAAAAACAGUACGAGAUGGAGAGACGAGCUAAUGGGAGGAGGGGGGAUUCGUUGGUGCUUGUACAUAUAAAUAGAUUCUAGAAAGGAAUGCUUUCAGGUGGGGUAUGUGCGGUUGUCCCAAUGACAGUCAGGGGCACGAGGGGGAAAUGCCCAUGGGCGAGAGAACGAUGAGGUGUAACGUGCCUUCGAAACAACA
Molecule: messenger RNA, 1371 nt
Organism: Fimicolochytrium jonesii
Lineage: Eukaryota; Fungi; Chytridiomycota; Chytridiomycetes; Spizellomycetales; Powellomycetaceae
Product: terpenoid cyclases/protein prenyltransferase alpha-alpha toroid
Exons: 9
Coding region: 77-1207 (376 amino acids)
Biological process (GO): protein geranylgeranylation
Cellular component (GO): CAAX-protein geranylgeranyltransferase complex
Molecular function (GO): CAAX-protein geranylgeranyltransferase activity
Source: RefSeq, a predicted model, not a curated record